AUGGGUUUAGGAAACUAUUUCAAACCAAAGAAGCCUGAGCCGGCGACUGGAGCGGAGUCUUCUACCAUUUAUGAGAAGCAAGCUCCUAAUGGGAUUCCACAAACAGGCAAUAAUGCUUCGCUGCUUCAACCGAUGAGUGACCACCCUGCUUCGCAAUCAUCGACAAGAACAUCCACCUCGAAUCGAUCAAACGCUGGCUCAAAUUUAAUCGGGGGUAUAAAAUAUGAGGUCAUGGUCAACUAUAUCCACCAACAACAAUGCGCAAACCUCUGGGUCAGUGAUGAUAGUGGCGAAUAUGAGGGUGUUGUACUUAGGAAGACAAGAGGUACAUAUCUGGCUUGUCCACCACAAUUAGGAAAUUCUUCUUUUGCUGCCGCAUGUGCAAGUCUUAAUGUUCAAUGCGCAAUGACAGUAAAUUCUCGAGUUAUCAAGACUUUUCUAGAAUGCUCGCCAGAGGCUAUCGAUGUCCCGCUUUUGAAUGGUCUUAGAAUACAGAUUGUACCAGGAAUGGAGGAUUUACCUCGCGCGAGGAAACACCAAUUUGCUGCAUUUGUUGCAUCUGAGGCUUUGCUAGUUGUGUGGGAUGAUGAUGCACUAAAUUUAAUCGAACGAGCAAAGCAAAUUCAAGGAGAAUUAAUGGAAUUGGUUUGGAAGCUCGAGGAAGAAAUUAAGGAAGAGAAGAAAGUUCCAGAUGCUACCACCGUGGAAAUGGAUGAAGAAAAUGGUCGACCUCUACCACAAACGCGUGCACUGCACUUGCAAAACACAAUUUUGGUCACUCUUACCCUCAUUCUGAUCAUCACAACCCUGGGUCUUGGCAUCCGUCAAGUAUCCAUCGAGACCAGCGUCGAUAAACAUUACACUCGUUUUGCACUCCUAAUCCUAACCCCCAUUCAGGUGUUUUUCACUCUUUUCUUCGCUCAAGCUAUCGUUGGAUGUUUGGCUCAGCUCUUCGGACCUGUACGACAAAUGAAAGCCAACUCCAAGUUUUACUCCGCUGAAGCACCACCACGUAUUCUCAAAGGGACUCUCCCGCACAUCACUAUUCAAUGCCCUGUCUAUAAAGAAGGACUAGACUCCGUUAUUGCACCCACUGUAAAAUCCAUCAAGUCAGCCAUUUCUACGUAUGAAUUACAAGGUGGUUCAGCCAACAUGUUCAUCAACGAUGAUGGUCUUCAAAUUCUCGGUGCGAAGGAACGACAGGCAAGAAUUGAUUUUUAUGCUGAUCAUAGCAUUGGAUGGGUUGCUCGACCAAGGCAUGGAGACAAUUUCACCAGAAAAGGAAAAUUCAAGAAAGUAAGCCACAAUCACGUCAUUGAUGUCAUUAUUUGCUGCAGUGAAUUCACUUCAACUCUAAGACUUAUGCUAACAGCUUCCAACAUGAACUUCGGACUUCAUAUCUCUUGUAUGGUUGAGGAGAAGUUAGCCUUGAUUCAAAGACCUUUGGAUUGGACUCAAGCAGAUGAAGCACAAGCAUAUGGAAGAUGCUUGACAGAAGCUUUGGAGGACAAUGGCCGAGCGUGGGCUGAUGGAAACAUUCGCAUUGGAGACUACAUCCUGUUGAUCGAUUCUGAUACUCGUGUCCCCGUGGAUUGUUUAUUGGAUGCUUGCACUGAAAUGGAAUUAUCUCCUGAAGUUGGCAUUAUGCAAUUCUCUUCUGGUGUUAUGCAGGUCGUCAAUACUUAUUUCGAAAAUGGUAUCACUUUCUUCACGAACUUGAUUUAUACUGCUAUCCGAUAUACUGUUUCAAACGGAGAUGUCGCUCCUUUCGUUGGUCACAAUGCUAUCUUGCGCUGGGCAGCUAUUCAGCAGGUUUCGUAUGUAGAUGAGGAUGGAUAUGAAAAGUUCUGGUCGGAGUCUCAUGUAUCUGAAGACUUCGAUAUGUCUCUUCGCCUUCAAGUCAAUGGGUACAUUAUUCGAUUGGCUGCAUGGGCUGGUGAAGGAUUUAAGGAGGGUGUGUCAUUGACCGUUUACGAUGAACUUGCUAGAUGGGAAAAGUAUGCAUAUGGUUGUAACGAACUUCUCUUCCACCCAUUACGUAUGUGGUUCUACAAAGGACCAUUUACUCCUCUCUUCCGAAGCUUCUUGUUCUCCAAUAUCCGAUUCACCUCGAAGAUCACGAUUAUCUCAUACAUCGGUACCUAUUAUGCUAUUGGAGCUGCAUGGAUCUUAACCACGGCCAACUAUUUUGCUAUUGGAUGGUUCAACGGAUACCUUGACAAAUACUAUAUCGAUUCCUGGAAAGUUUGGUUCUCCAUCGUCAUCGUAUUCAACGGUCUUGGAAACAUCGCACUAGCAGGAAUGCGCUACCGAGCCGGUGAACGCAGUCUCGGCUUCUCCCUCUAUGAAAACUUCAAAUGGACAUUAAUGUUGGCCAUCUUUCUUGGUGGUCUCUCUCUCCACGUUUCCCAAGCCCUCCUCUCGCACAUGUUCGAAAUCGAUAUGACGUGGGGUUCCACAUCGAAAGAAGCAGAAUUCAGUAACUUCUUUAUCGAAAUCCCAAAGGUCUUGAAAAAUUUCAAAUACUCCAUGAUAUUUUCUCUCCUAGGCAUAUCCUGUAUUGUUAUCCUGGCCACUGCACCUUUCAUUCCGUACGAUUGGCGUAUCCAGGAUUUCGUGGCGAUUUUACCUAUGGCUACGGUUACGGGAAGUCAUUUACUUUUACCCAUUGCUUUGAAUCCUGCGCUUAUGACGUUCUCGUGGUAA
Messenger RNA from Botrytis fragariae, 2706 nucleotides. Its product is annotated as putative glycosyltransferase family 2 protein. Bases 1 to 2706 code for a protein of 901 amino acids. Lineage: Eukaryota; Fungi; Ascomycota; Leotiomycetes; Helotiales; Sclerotiniaceae. The record is from RefSeq and is a predicted model, not a curated record. The transcript has 5 exons.